GCCAUUUUGGCACAUUUAAGUCAGCUCGCGCUAGCCUUGCGAGCCUCGGCUGUUUUCAGCAUGGCUUCUCCUCCGAGUGAGGUGCCAUGGCGCAGCACACGUGGUCGAAGCGCUCCGUGGACUCAGCCCGAAUGCCGCACGAUUGCGGAAGCAAUGUUAUCGAACAUCCCGGCAGCGUCAGCAUCGUUGAUCCUUGAGAACAAGAAGAAGGUAGAUCGGGUCAUCUCGUACAAUGCAGCAUACAACGUAACAGUGCAGGCUCUCAAGGAGAAUUUUGGGUACUUGAAGGCUGUGAUCGAGCAUUGCCCCCAGGGAGCUCCCAGCAGCUACAUGCUAGCGGACGCCUUCUUGGAGCUCGACAAACUGCUGAAUUCGAAACUGCUCAAUCCCGCGGGCAUCAAGACAAAGCAGGUGCUUGCCUUAGAGGAGGCGGGGCGCUUGCGAAAGAUGGUCGGGCACACUCGGAACUUGCAUGGGCGGGUGGAUACUUCCCGCGAUCCCGUUUUGAUGCAGCUGAAAAGCAUGCGCGCCCCCAGCCCUGGUUCCAAGCGCGCCCAACUGCAGCGCGGCUCGUCGUCGGAGUCCCAGGCCGCCUCGCCCGUGGGAGAGCUCUUCACGCCCGUGAAGAAGCAGGAGAUCGACUACGCGGCCGAGACGGACCGCCUGCUGGGCAUCGGCCCCGUGGACGCGGUGAGCGCCAUGGGCAUGAAGAUCAUGGCAAUGGACAGCGAGGGCAGCUUGCGCGCGCCGAACCCUCACCAGCAGUGGGCUUUGGCGAAGCCCGAGAAGAACAGCUCCGAGAAGGCACCCCCCAAGAAGAAGAAGAAGAACAAGUCCAGCUUCGGUCGGAAGCGGAAGGCCGCCCCAGAGCCCAAGCCUGUGGCGGCGGUCGCCAUGGCGCCUGAGCUGCUGCCGCCGCCUCCUCCAGCUCAGGAUCCGAAGGUUGAGGAGGCGAUCAGCAAGAUGCUGACGAACUACCCAGAGCAUGGCCCGCGCGAGAGCCUUCACCUCCGCAUCCCAGUGGAGGCGUGGCCGAAGGUGAUCAAUGGCAAGCACUCGUACACUAUCUACGGCGGCGCCCAUGCCAAGGUCGAAGUCAAUUUGAAGUGCAAGCACUUCCGGGUCCAGGGGAAAGAGCCAGGCACUCCACCGAUCGAUGGCUCGCCCAAUGUGCCGUGGGCCAAAUACAGCAGUAUUGCAGAGGCCUGGACAGCUUGCAAGGUGUUGAGCGGUUUCGAUGCUUCAAAGUAGGAGUGCAUGUCGAAUUGUUUGGGCAAUAGGGCGUUCGGGCUGUUGGAGUGCUUCGAUGCUUCGAAGUAGGAGUGCUUGAGCAAUCGGGCGUUCAGGCUGUUCAGGAUACUCGAGUUGCAAUCGACCAGCCACCGACUAGCAUGAUGCAGCCGAGCUCUGGG
Messenger RNA from Prorocentrum cordatum, 1412 nucleotides. The record is from the annotation of a GenBank genome assembly. NCBI's taxonomy places the organism in Eukaryota, Dinophyceae, Prorocentrales, Prorocentraceae.